This is a messenger RNA of Cetraspora pellucida, 828 nucleotides long. The record is from the annotation of a GenBank genome assembly. NCBI's taxonomy places the organism in Eukaryota, Fungi, Glomeromycota, Glomeromycetes, Diversisporales, Gigasporaceae.
AUGCUUCACCCCGUUGGCCUUCUAGUUAGCGACUUUGAUGAAACUAUAACUCAACACGACUCUAUUUGCGAAAUAGCAAAACUUGCAUACGAGAAGAGAGCAAGACAAGGAGAAUGCCCGUUACUAAACGAAAAGCUCGCGCCAGACAACAACGAUGUUGGUGAAUGUCCUCCUCCUUGGUCAUAUUUUGUAGAAAAAUAUUUUAGAGACCGUAAGGAGCACAUUAAAUUCUGGAACGAAACACAUCCAGAAAGAACACUUCAAGAUCACUACGAAAUGUUGGAAUCCUUAAGAGAAGUCGAAAAGAAAUCAUUGAAUCGUGUCGAAAAAUAUCAAUGCUUAAGUGGAAUGCAUUGUGAUGAACUGUUUGAAACUGGGGAGAGAAUACCGAAGCGGGAUGGGGCAACAGAAGUUUUGAAAAGUUUUCUAUUAGAAUGUGUGAAUAGUAACAUUUCUCGAUAUUUUUAUAUCCUUUCUACUAAUUGGUCGCGUGAUAUGCUAUUGGGAAGUUUGAAGGACCUUGUAGGAAUCAAAAGAGAACAUAUUUUAUCAAAUGACCUUGUUUUUGAUGGUACUGAUUGUACGACUGGAAAAGUACAACGUAAUGUACUCUCAGCACUUGACAAGCUAUCAAUCUUUAGUAAACUGAAAGUUCCACGAGGAACAAUUUCAGCAUACAUUGGAGAUUCUGAUACAGAUUUACCGUGUCUACGGUUAGCUGGAAAGAUUGAUACGAAUGAUUUGAUUACUACAAAUAAGCGAAAUUCUAAACUUUUUCGAGUUCAAAGCUGGAGGGAGAUUUCAGACAGUGGGCUAUUGGAUUGGUAA